AUGGACGACGUUUGCAUAGACAGCGUCGCCAGUAGGCAAAAGCAGGCCGACCUGUAUGCGAGCCUGGCGGCGAUGGGGUAUGACCUGGAGAAGGGGUGGAGCGCCAUUGUCUCCAUUCGUCGUGCGGGCAACAGCGCGGGAACCAAGGACACUUACUAUUGGAGCCCUCAAGGCAAGAGAUUUCGUUCAAAGAAAGAGGUGGCGGCUUUUCUUGGGCUCGUUGCUGGCGGCAAGGCUAAGGAGCUCGCCGUCCUGGAGAAAGUCGGCAAGAGGGAUCCCGACCCUCUGUACAGGCCCUUCAAGCGGCACCACUCAGAGCGGUCCCUCCAGGAACUGAGCGGGGUCUCUGACGGCGGCAAGCCGUGGAAGCGCAAGUGCCGCAGCAUCCUCAACGCCCUCAUGGCGCACAGGUACUCGUGGCCCUUCAUGGCCCCCGUGAAGAAGAGCGAGGCCCCGGGGUACUAUGACGUCAUACUCCAGCCUAUGGACAUCGGCACGGUCAUGGCGCGCCUCGAGUCGGACCUUUACCAGACCGCGGAGGACAUGCAGCUGGACACCAACCUGGUCUGGUCAAAUGCCAAGAUCUAUAACCAUAAGGGUGAUGCCAUAUACAAGAUGGCCGAGGAGCUGCAGGCGCUCUUCCAGCGGCUGUGGUACGAGCGCUUCGCCCCCGGCCAGGAGGCCACCGGCGGCAGGUCGCCCCCUCCUGAAGGCCCGGCCGAGGAUGCGGAGUGGGGCGGCCACACGGGCAACGGGGCGCGCAACGGCGUGGGCAACGGCGCGGGCAACGGCGCGAGCAAUGGCGCGGGCAACGGCGCGGGCGCGUCCGAGAGCGCGUCUGGCGCCUCUGACGACGACGAUGAGGAGGGCGCCAACCUCCUGCACGCGCUCGCGCUGAUCGCCGCGGGGGAGAUGCCGUCACCCAGCAGCGCAGCGCCGGCCAAGGGCCGGAGGGGCCAACGCCGGCGCGAGGGAGGCGACGGCGGAGGGGAGGAAGGGACGGAGCAGCAGCAUUUUGAGGCGCGCGAAGCGAAACGUGAGGAGGGCAGCCAGGGGGAGCGAGAGGAGGCUGAGCCGAGGGCGGCUGAGGGGGCGUCACAGGCCAACGGCGGCUCUCGAGCGCCUGCGGGUCGCGCCCGGCGGAAGCGCCGCUCCAGCUCGUGUUCUGAGGCGUGCGGCUCUGAUGGCGGUGUUGAGCACACGGAGCGGAGUCGGGACCAGGACAGGCAUGUGGUGGCUGGAUGCCAGCAGCAGCAGCAGCAGCAGCAGCAGCAGCAGCAGCAGCAGCAGCAGCAGCGGCACCGGCAGCAGCAGAAGCAGGAGCAGGAGUGCCGGCGGCACCAAGAGGAGUGCCCCGCGGAGGACUGCGAUGCGGCAGUACACGCUGCAGCCGUUCCCGAGGCCGAGGGUGCAGCCGCUGCUGCCAUGGCGGCGGCCGCAGUGGUUGCAGCGGUACAGGCGUCGACGGCCAACGGGAACGUUGGCAUGGAUGGCAGCAGCACUGAUGAGAUGGAGGUUGAUGGGGCCAAGCAGCAGGAGCAGCCGAAACAGCAGCCCAAGGAAGGACCGGAGGACGCGACCACAACUAGUGCAGGUGGCAAGCCACAGCCAAUGUGUGUGGACAGCAGCGAGCAGCUGGGGCAAGCUGCGGCAGCUGAGGCUGCUGAUAUGCUGCACAAGCCAGAGCCAGCGCAGGGGGAGUCGCAGGAGGAGCCAACUCGGGAGGAAGGGGAGCGGCGGGCACAGGCAAGCGAAAUGCCGCAUGAACAGCAGCAGCAACAGCAGCGGCAGCAGCAGUGGCAGCAGCAGCAGCAGGAGAAGGAACAGGCGGCUCAUGCCUUGCCAGCUGCGACUGCAGGAGCAGAGGCCUGCUCGCAAUUCGCGGUGGUUGACGAUGCCUGUUUGGCCCAGGCCACCACAGGAAACAGUCGUGGGGGCGCGGCAGCUGCAGGUUGCGCACCCCAGCAGCCCGCUAGCCCUGCAGGAGGCACAGGGCCCAACCCCUCGGCUGAAGUCGCGCUCCAACCACCAGCUGCGCCGCAGCAGCAGCAGCAGCAACAGCAGCAGCAGCAGCAGGAGCAGCAGCGGCCGCUCCAGCAGGAGCAGCGACCACAGCCGCAGCAGGAGCAGCGACCACAGCCGCAGCAGGAGCAGGGGGCGGAGCAGCGAGCCACCUGCGUAGCAGACAAGUGGUCAAACCCCACGCCAAGCCCCGCAACGUCUCCACCAGAGGUGAAGGCAGCAGCAGGCUCAGCGGCAACAGUGGAGGGCGCAACCCCCACGCUCGCGACGGAGCUGCCCGAUGCAGCGCGCAUGGGCCAUGGCCUGCCUGCAGGCGCGUCGGCUCGCAGGCCAGCCGAUUUUGGUGGUGGUGCAGCGGGGACCGUGCUGCCGGUCUGCACUGUCAUUGCCAAUGGCGUCCCUGGGCCCUGUGCGCCGGCGGUGGCGAUGCACCCGGCAGCAGAGCACCUGCUGCCCAGUGCGAAUGUGAAGUGA
Monoraphidium neglectum is the source of this 2496-nucleotide messenger RNA. Its product is annotated as Bromodomain testis-specific protein. Gene Ontology annotation, molecular function: protein binding; DNA binding; histone H3 acetyltransferase activity. The transcript has 8 exons. Gene Ontology annotation, biological process: positive regulation of transcription by RNA polymerase II; chromatin remodeling. The record is from RefSeq and is a predicted model, not a curated record. Lineage: Eukaryota; Viridiplantae; Chlorophyta; Chlorophyceae; Sphaeropleales; Selenastraceae. Gene Ontology annotation, cellular component: histone acetyltransferase complex. The coding region runs from base 1 to 2496 and encodes 831 amino acids.